Syngnathus typhle (broad-nosed pipefish) is the source of this 934-nucleotide messenger RNA. RefSeq lists its product as uncharacterized. The transcript is spliced from 3 exons. Gene Ontology annotation, biological process: spindle organization. Lineage: Eukaryota; Metazoa; Chordata; Actinopteri; Syngnathiformes; Syngnathidae. Bases 44 to 799 code for a protein of 251 amino acids. The record is from RefSeq and is a predicted model, not a curated record. Gene Ontology annotation, cellular component: centrosome; spindle pole.
AGACAAAAAAAAUCGACGUCAACAAGAAAAAGAGGCUGCCACGAUGAAGACAUCCAAAGGGGUUCAGUCGAAAUCUGCCCUUGAAGAAUGUGGCGUGUGGUUGGACACGGUGGAGCUCAAAGGAAGAGCUAAACAGAAAAAGUCCGCCCGGCCCAUCUCCAAAAUGCUCAACCCACUUGCUAAAGGUGCUGGCUACUGUUUGGCUAUGGUGUUCGACUUCACGCAGACCAAGAUAGACAUGCCAAAGACCAAACAGAGCUUUAUAUCCAGCUACUAUCCACCUCGAAAUAAGUCUGUUGUGGCAUCGGGAGGAAAAUGCGAGAGCAAGACAGACGUCAAAAUGCGCAAAGACAACGCGCACAAGGAAAAAAAUCAUAACAUUCACUGUGAAAUACAAGGAGAGCAAUCAUUUGAGAUGGCAGAGGACAUCCAGUGCAAAGUCCAAGAGGAGGAACCGCACGAGUUGAACAGUAGCCAAGGAUCCUCUAUUCCCUUACCUCAAACGUUAACAGGCUUCGAUCUAAGCAAUGAUGAAAAGGCCUUUCGGAUGGAGGCGAAACGAAAAACGUCCACUCAGAACCCACUUCAACUUGCUCACUCUUCUCAUGACGACGAGAAAGAAAACAGCCUCUUCACAGACUCGCUUUCUCCCUCGAGGAAGCGAGCGAAGCAGCGCGAUGAUGAGGAUAGCCUGGCCUCGAUGUUCACGCAGGACUCCGACGGUUUUUGGGUGAUUGCUCACCGAGCUCAGAGGAGUCCCUUCCAAAAGCGCAACGGCAACGAUGGGAUGAAUGUUUGACGCACUCGUCACACAAGACUCUGAGGGAAAUUUGGUUAUUAAACACUGACACCAUGGAACUGCGAACACAUUCUAAUUUGUAAAAAUACAUUGGUUUUCUUUUAUGGACAUUAAAGGUUUUUCUUUUUAAAAACA